This is a messenger RNA of Fopius arisanus, 1131 nucleotides long. RefSeq names its product RAN, member RAS oncogene family (gene Ran). The transcript has 3 exons. The coding region runs from base 274 to 921 and encodes 215 amino acids. NCBI's taxonomy places the organism in Eukaryota, Metazoa, Arthropoda, Insecta, Hymenoptera, Braconidae. The record is from RefSeq and is a predicted model, not a curated record. Gene Ontology annotation, cellular component: cytoplasm; nucleus. Gene Ontology annotation, biological process: ribosomal subunit export from nucleus; protein import into nucleus. Gene Ontology annotation, molecular function: GTP binding; GTPase activity.
CGUCCAUCGCUUAUUCCCGGGAAAUUUUCUUCACACUGAGAACACUUGAUGCAUUAACAAAGCCGAUUAUCCAUAUAUUUGAGAUCAAUUAUCAAUAACAGUGAUUAUUAACGUCAGACAAUAUAAUCGAGGAGAACGAAUUUCCUGGGUAGCUUGUUGGGCGCCAUUCGAAGGUAACUUUGAGAAUUUUCUGGGCCUUUUGAGGAAAUUCAUAAGCCAUUCGGCGUGUUUGAGCUUUCAGAGUAACAAAAAGGGGUUAGAAAAAACUCAAAAAUGGCGCAAGAACCUGAUAUGCCUACUUUCAAGUGUGUACUUGUUGGUGAUGGUGGUACUGGAAAAACGACAUUUGUUAAACGUCACUUGACGGGUGAAUUUGAGAAGAAAUAUGUGGCUACACUCGGUGUUGAAGUACAUCCACUGAUUUUCCACACCAAUCGUGGACCAAUUAGAUUUAACGUGUGGGAUACAGCUGGUCAGGAGAAAUUUGGAGGUCUCAGGGAUGGUUAUUACAUCCAGGGACAGUGUGCUGUCAUCAUGUUUGAUGUUACGUCCCGUGUGACGUAUAAGAAUGUACCCAACUGGCACAGGGAUCUUGUCAGAGUUUGUGAAAAUAUUCCAAUUGUCCUUUGCGGGAACAAGGUGGAUAUCAAGGACAGGAAAGUCAAGGCCAAGAGCAUUGUGUUCCACAGGAAGAAAAAUCUUCAGUACUAUGACAUCAGUGCCAAGAGCAACUACAACUUCGAAAAGCCCUUCCUGUGGCUCGCAAGGAAAUUGAUCGGUGAUCCCAAUCUCGAGUUCGUCGCGAUGCCCGCCCUUCUGCCACCCGAAGUUACUAUGGACCCACAAUGGCAGCAACAAAUUGAGAAGGAUCUCAAAGAGGCGCAAGAAACUGCUCUCCCCGAGGACGACGAGGAUCUCUAGUUUCAUUAAAAUAAAGAACAACGCGAAUGGCCGCUACUCGAAAUUUCACGGUCGAGAAGACAAAAAAAAACAUUCAAAAUCAUUAAAAAAAAAGAAACAUUGUAAUUUCCAAUUGUAAGGCCUAUGCAAAAAUAAGUGCUCUACGUACUCGUUACGUGCUUACCUCUUUUGAUUGCAGAUUCUUUCACAAAAAAACGAAUAUUCAAUCUA